Molecule: messenger RNA, 2184 nt
Organism: Miscanthus lutarioriparius
Lineage: Eukaryota; Viridiplantae; Streptophyta; Magnoliopsida; Poales; Poaceae
Source: the annotation of a GenBank genome assembly
AUGGGGCUGCUGUCGAACCGAGUGGAGCGGUCGGAGAUCAGGCCCGGCGACCACAUCUACACCUGGCGGGCCGUCUACGCCUACUCCCACCACGGUAUUUAUGUUGGAGGGAGCAAAGUGGUCCAUUUUACACGAAAGAAAGAAACUGAAAGUUCAGAUUCAUCAGACUCCACCUCCAGCCUGAUCUCAGAGGUUCCAUCAGAGUGCCCAACAUUCCCUGAUUGUGGAUUUCAGCUGCCCAACAGUGAUGUUGUCCUCACUUGCUUGGACUGUUUCCUCCGCAAUGGUUCUCUCUAUUGCUUCGAGUAUGGAGUGCCAUCUGCGGUUUUCCUUGCAAAGCUUCGUGGGGGGACCUGCACCAUUGCCGAAUCAGACCCACCAGAGGUUGUUGUCCAUCGAGCGAUGUACUUGCUUCAGAAUGGUUUUGGAAAUUACGACAUGUUUGAGAAGAACUGCGAAGACUUUGCACUCUACUGCAAGACUGGGCUUCUACCAGUUGAGGAACCUGGCAUUGGGACUAGUGGGCAAGCUUCUUCUGCCAUUGGUGUGCCGUUGGCAGCUCUUCUGUCCACUCCGUUUAAGCUUCUGGCUGCUGGUCCGCUUGGAAUGGCCACUGUCACAGCUGGGAUGUACUGUGCUGGCAGAUACAUUACUGACAUAGGAGUAAGGAAGGACGUAGCAAAAGUUGAAGUGGAGAAAUUGUCGUUGCACCCUGGUUUCCACCUUAUUGAAGACGAAGAAUCAGUUAACAAGCCAUCAGAAAAACCGAAGACCUUGCUCCCUAUGAAGAGGAAACGAGAAAGUCUACUGCUACAAUUAACAACAGUUAUAUUCUUUACUGAUCUGGGAGGUCACCGUAUCUGUAGUUACUCGGUACGGCAAACUGCCGACAAUGUUUUCAUCAGCUUUGUUCAUGAAACAUCCGGCCAGAGAGCUUUGUUCAGGAAACAUCUGGCCAGAGAGCUUUGUUCAGGAAACAUCCGGCCAGAGAGAGACGACAGAUCGGUCGGCGUCGGCCAUGGCGAUCGGCGGGGGAGCAGGAGGAGCGUGCUGGUGACGGGCGGCGCCGGGUUCAUCGGCACGCACACGGUGCUGCGCCUCCUGGAGCAGGGCUACGGCGUCACCGUCGUCGAUAACUUCCACAACUCCGUCCCCGAGGCGCUCGACCGCGUCCGCCUCAUCGCCGGCCCCGCGCUCUCCGCCCGCCUCGACUUCAUCCGCGGGGACCUGAGGUCCACCGAGGACUUGGAGAAGGUGUUCGCUGCCAGGAGGUACGACGCCGUCGUCCACUUCGCCGGGCUGAAGGCCGUGGGGGAGAGCGUCGCGCACCCGGAGAUGUACUACGAGAACAACCUCGUCGGCACCAUCAACCUCUACAAGGCCAUGAAGGAGCACGGCUGCAAGAAGUUGGUGUUCUCGUCGUCCGCCACCGUGUACGGCUGGCCGGAGGUGAUCCCAUGCGUCGAGGACUCCAAGCUGCAGGCCGCCAACCCCUACGGCAGGACCAAGCUUAUCCUGGAGGAUAUGGCGCGUGACUACCACCGCGCGGACCCGGAGUGGAGCAUCGUCCUGCUGCGCUACUUCAACCCCAUCGGCGCGCACAGCUCCGGCGAGAUCGGCGAGGAUCCCAAGGGGAUACCCAACAACCUGCUGCCCUACAUCCAGCAGGUCGCCGUCGGCAGGCUACCCGAGCUCAACGUCUACGGCCACGAUUACCCCACCCGGGACGGCACCGCGAUCAGGGAUUACAUACACGUCGUCGAUCUGGCUGACGGGCAUAUCGCAGCGCUCAACAAGCUCUUCGACGCUCCUGAUAUCGAUACGACGCCGGCGAACCAUUUUGGGCACCACAUCCACAUGUUCACAAAUCACAUCCAGUUGUACUUGACCAUGCUACCUCGACCGUGUCCCUGGACAGGUUGUGUGGCCUACAAUCUGGGCACGGGGCGCGGCACAUCCGUUCUGGAGAUGGUGGCGGCGUUCAAGAAGGCCUCCGGCAAGGAGAUUCCCACCAAGUUGUGCCCCAGGAGACCGGGUGACGCGACGGAGAUUUACGCGUCCACUGAGAAGGCUGAAAGGGAGCUUGGAUGGAGAGCCCAGUAUGGAAUCGAGGAGAUGUGCAGGGACCAGUGGAACUGGGCCAAGAAGAACCCGUAUGGCUACUGCGGCGGUGCCGAAAAAUAG